CAGUUGCGGGCUUGAACUUCUGAAAUAUUCUUCUCAUUUUCAGGCGCGAUCCAUUUCCAGCAGCUUGCCCUUUUCUCUGCCAUGGGUUGGCAGAUUAGUGAGCCCAAGCCCAAGCCCUCGCUCCUUAUUAUAAGCAGGCAUUGGCAGCUAAAUUCAGAGCUGAGCAGCUGAGCUGAUCAUGUUUGAUGGUAAACUAUCCUUUGUACUUUAUUCUCCGUCUCUGUAACAGUUAUCUCUCUUCGGAAUGGAAACUGCGAAGCCGUUAAUAAGGGUAUUCAGAAGCAAAGUAAAGCAAGCAUCUUUGCUAUGGCUUGAGGGUUUUCGAGAAGCUUGUUGCCUUCACAGAGUAGUCAUUCUUUGUCUCAGGUCAAGGAAUCUUUUGAUUAGAACUGGGCAGUGUUUUCUUUUGAAUGGAUUUAUUUUCUUAGGAAGUAUAUUGGUGCUGAAGUCAAUUGUCAUCCCAACAUUAAAAUGGAUACUACCUGAUCAUUUCUCAGAUAUUAGUUCUCAAGAACCAAGCACAUUUGGCAGUAUCUUAAAACUUUAUUCUUUUUUACGUGUUGGACUUGUACAACUCUUUUAUCUAUUUUGGUUCUACCCAUUGUAUGUAUUCAGCUUUAUUCUCAGCACUAUCUGGUACAAUGAAAUUGCUAAGUUUGGUUUUACUGCAAUGGGAAGAGAUGGACAUAAUGUAUUGGAACCUUUAAGCCAGGAUGACCCAACAACAGCAUCAGACAACUCAGGUUCAACAGAAAAGCCUGCUGGUCUAGGACGGGUUAUGAUUGGAAUUGGAGAGCAGGUGUAUUCUAUAUUGCUUUUGAGCAUAUUCUUUCUAGAGGUUUAUGCUACAGGAUUUUUACCAUAUAUAGGGAAGGCACUCAACUUUGUGCUCCUUUCCUGGAUGUAUGCUUACUACUGUUUUGAGUACAAAUGGAAUUUGUCUGAAGUGGCUCUGGACAGACGGCUGGACUUCUUUGAAUCUAACUGGGCCUUUUUUGCUGGUUUUGGAAGUCCGUGUGUUCUUGCUAUUUUCUUCUUCUCUCCUCUUGUGAGCUAUGGUGUUAUGGCUGUUCUUUUCCCACUGUUUGUUUUGACAGCAACAAGCUCAGAAGCCGAGCAACUUGUCCUCUCUCAAAGAAGAAGAUGGAAGGGUGAAGGAUUGAUAAGGCUUCCAAUAUUUUAUGCAGCAGAUACAUUGUCAAUGCAGAUCUUGUCUCUCAUCCCCUUAGAAUCGCCGGAGCAAAUGCCAGACAACAAAGAACUCUAAGGUCUGACUUGAUUCUUUGUGAAAAAUGUAAGUUUAUUAGGACUUGAUUCUUGAAAGGAAGCCAUGUAUAAAAAUAGUUGUGAAAACUCAAGCUGACAUAAUAAACCAGCAAAGGAAGCAGCAGCA
Messenger RNA from Manihot esculenta (cassava), 1393 nucleotides. RefSeq names its product protein EI24 homolog. Gene Ontology annotation, biological process: macroautophagy. Lineage: Eukaryota; Viridiplantae; Streptophyta; Magnoliopsida; Malpighiales; Euphorbiaceae. The coding region runs from base 245 to 1267 and encodes 340 amino acids. The record is from RefSeq and is a predicted model, not a curated record. The transcript has 11 exons. Gene Ontology annotation, cellular component: endoplasmic reticulum.